UGUACAAAAACUAUGUUGAUUUCAUGAUCAUGUGUUUAUGUUUUAAAACAUGAUUUCUCUUAAAAAACACUAGAAUAAGAGAAUCCAAUUAAACUAAACUGAAAUACAAAUCAAACCGAAUACAAACCGAACUGAAAUCGAUCCAAAUCAAACUAAUUAUAGUUUACUUCAGUUAGAAAAACUAUAGAACCAAAUUAACCAAACCGAACCCAAAUCAACCCGAUAAAAUAACCGAAGUGUCCACCCAAAUAAGGACUUUGCCUUAAUUUUUCUAGCAUGCAUUUUACAUAUAUAUAUCUUUUAAAGAAGAGUUGUAAUUAAGUAAUAGAUUAUGAUAAAAGUAAAUUUCAACUGCAUUCAGACUAGGAUUGAUAUUGAUAAAAAUCUGGGUAUCUUAGCUAGGAAUAUCUCAGCUAUAUAACCGGAAUUUAUAUCCCCUACGUACAUUCUUUAGCUGGAAAACAAUCCAACGGUUAAAAUCUCCAGUAAAGCCUAACUUAAAACAUCUACACCGUUAGUUAUGAUCUUAGGCUGAUACUGCUGGAUUUUUUUCUUAUAAUAACUAGUAACUAUGGUCAAAACUUCCAAAUAAAAGAAGAUAAAUAAGGAAGCGCAUUAUCUCUUAAGGAAAAAAGAAAAUGGUAAAACACCUAAUACAUUCUCAAAAACAGCUCAGCAUAUUCGGAUAAAUAUAUAUAUAUAAGACCUAUAACUACACGCAGAGAUUAAAGAUAUAAAUACAAUUCGUGACAUCGUGAGAGAUUCUAGUUGGCGUGACGUCGUAGAGAGAUGGUGACGACGGGGAAGACAUGUUCACAUUGUGGCCACAAUGGUCAUAACGCACCGACAUGUCUUAACGGAGUCAAUAAAGGAAGCGUUAAACUGUUCGGCGUUAACAUAUCGUCUGACCCGAUUAGGUCGCCUGAGGUGACGGAGUUAAGGAAGAGUGUCAGUUUGGGUAAUCUUGAUGCGCUUCUCGCUAACGAUAACAGUAACGGUAACGGUGAUCCAAUCGCCGCCGUCGAAGAUAACGGUUAUCAUUCCGAUGGUCAGAUUCAUUCUAAGACGGGGAGAUCCGCUCAUGAGAAGAAAAAGGGGAAGCCAUGGACCGAAGAAGAACAUCGGAUCUUCUUGGUUGGAUUGAAGGAACUCGGAAAAGGAGAUUGGAGAGGAAUCGCAAAAAACUUCGUGACGACAAGAACACCGACACAAGUCGCGAGUCAUGCUCAGAAAUAUUUUCUUAGGUUAAAUGCUAACGACAAGAAAAGAAGACGUGCUAGUCUCUUUGACAUCUCUCUCGAAGAUCAGAACUCUCAAGUGAUGACGACAGACGCAUCAACAUCAUUAUCGAAGAAUCCAUCUCGACAAUCAAUAACCGGAUCUCAAGAACCGGUACAAGUUCAAACCCAAGCUGAGAUAUCAAACCGGUUUCAGAAUCUAUCAAUGGAGCACAUGCCAAUCUACCCAACCGUGCAACCUUACUACAACUUUCCAUCUGUUAUGAUCCAUCCAAUGUACUACUAUCCCAAUCCUGAACAUGUUAGGUAUGUUCACCCUUCCGGUAUACCUGUACCAAGGCCUUUACCGAUUGGUAUGCCUCAUCAGGCAAAUGAUGCUUCACGUAUAGCAAAGAAAGAUGGUAUGGAACUUGAUAUCGGUCUGCGUCCACCUCCUCCUCCUCCUCCACAAGCUACCGCAGAAACAGACUUGGCGGGUCAUGGCGUCAUUCAUGUGAAGUGAAAUGACAUUUUAUUUUUGAUAUCUAUUAUAGAUACAGGUGUGUUAAUUGUUUUCUUAGUUAUGAGUUCCACAUGAAUAUAUACCUC
This is a messenger RNA of Brassica oleracea var. oleracea, 1826 nucleotides long. RefSeq names its product transcription factor MYB1R1. Lineage: Eukaryota; Viridiplantae; Streptophyta; Magnoliopsida; Brassicales; Brassicaceae. The transcript is spliced from 2 exons. Bases 790 to 1740 code for a protein of 316 amino acids. Gene Ontology annotation, biological process: response to ethylene; response to auxin; response to gibberellin. The record is from RefSeq and is a predicted model, not a curated record. Gene Ontology annotation, molecular function: DNA binding.